AUGCGGCGGAGCCCCCGCCCGGGCUCGGCCGCGUCUCCACACAAACACAAGCCCAACUUCUACAGCGACAACAGUAAUAGCUCUGAGAGCGUCACCUCAGGGAUCAGUCGCGGGCACCGGUCAGCUGGGUCGGGGCCGGGGGAGCUCGAGGGCAGAAGAGCCCAGGGCUCGAGCUGUGGUGAGCCCGCCUUGAGCGCAGGAGUGCCCGGAAGAACCACAUGGGAAGGAAGCUCUCGGCCGAAGCCUGCGCCUCGGAGCUACAAUGGGCAGACAGCCAGUGGCGCGGCAACCGUGAGGGGCGGGGCCUCGGAACCGACUGAGGCUCCCGUAGUGUCUGAAGAGCCGCUCGAGCUUCUCUCUCUGGAUCUGAGGCAGGAGAUGCCUCCCCCGCGUGUGUCCAAGAGCUUGCUGAGCCUGCUCUUCCAGGUGCUGAGCGUGCUGCUGUCCCUGGCGGGAGACGCGCUGGUCAGUGUGUACAGGGAGGUUUGUUCCGUCCGAUUCCUGCUCACGGCCCUGUCGCUGCUGGGCUUCUUUCUGGCAGUACUGUGGUGGGGACUCCUGUACCUAGUACUGCCUUUGGAAAACGAACCUAAGGAGAUGCUGACUCUAAGUGACUACCAUGAGCGUGUGCACUCCCAGGGGCAGCAGUUGCAGCAGCUCCAAGCCGAGCUAGACAAACUCCACAAGGAGGUGUCCAGUGUUCGCUCUGCCAACAGUGAGAGAGUGGCCAAGCUGGUGUUCCAGAGGCUCCACGAGGAUUUUGUGCGGAAGCCAGACUAUGCGCUAAGCUCUGUGGGAGCCUCGAUCGACCUGGAGAAGACCUCCCAAGACUAUGAGGACACCAACACUGCCUACUUCUGGAAGCGCUUUAGCUUUUGGAACUAUGCACGGCCACCCACUGUUAUCCUAGAGCCAGAUGUGUUCCCUGGGAAUUGCUGGGCCUUCGAGGGUGACCAGGGCCAGGUGGUGAUCCGGCUACCAGGUCGUGUGCAGCUGAGCGACAUCACCUUGCAGCAUCCACCGCCCAGCGUGGCGCACACUGGGGGAGCCAACAGCGCCCCCCGAGACUUUGCAGUCUUUGGCCUUCAGGUUGAUGAUGAGACUGAAGUUUUCUUGGGGAAAUUCACUUUUGAUGUGAAGAAAUCGGAGAUUCAGACGUUCCACUUGCAGAACGACCCCCCAGCCGCCUUUCCCAAGGUGAAGAUCCAGAUUCUCAGCAACUGGGGACACCCGCGUUUCACAUGCUUGUAUCGAGUUCGUGCCCAUGGUGUGCGAACCUCAGGGGGGUCAGAGGACAGUGCCAUGGGGGUCCCUGGGGGGCCCCAUUAAACAGGCUGACAGUU
This is a messenger RNA of Ochotona curzoniae (black-lipped pika), 1343 nucleotides long. RefSeq names its product sperm associated antigen 4 (gene SPAG4). Gene Ontology annotation, molecular function: protein-membrane adaptor activity. Gene Ontology annotation, cellular component: nuclear envelope; meiotic nuclear membrane microtubule tethering complex. Gene Ontology annotation, biological process: nuclear envelope organization. The transcript has 12 exons. The record is from RefSeq and is a predicted model, not a curated record. The coding region runs from base 1 to 1329 and encodes 442 amino acids. Lineage: Eukaryota; Metazoa; Chordata; Mammalia; Lagomorpha; Ochotonidae.